AAGAGCUGUUCGACGAGCCUCGUGCACAGCAGAACGAGCUCCCGCCAUCGUGACGUCAUUCGUGUAGUGUAGUGCGUCAAGCAGUAAUGUGCCGUGAAGAGUAUAGAAUAAUAUUGCAGCUGUAAUACCUUUGAUUAUUAUAUUGCUAUGGUGUGCUAAUUAUUCGGCGGCAGUGCGACACUAUUGCGACACGGAGUUGUCUUCGUUUUCACGUCCGAAGGCAUCGAGUUUGUCCAUCCAUUUUGCUGAAAUUCAAGAAAGUUGAGCUUCAGAAUGGAAAAUCUAUUCGGAUCGACUCAAUGAAGACCGGAGGUGGCCAAGACGAUGGUUAGAGAGACUCGCCACCUUUGGGUUGGGAAUUUGCCGGAUAAUAUCCGAGAAGAUAGAAUUAGGGAACACUUUAAAAGGUAUGGUCGCGUCCAGAGCGUCAAACUGUUGUCCCCGCGAUCCGGGGCCAACUCGUCGUCCCCCGCAGCCGCGGCCGAGGAGGGUGGCGGGGGUCUGUGCGCGGCGGUCGCCUUCAUGGACAUCAAGUCGGCGUCCAAGGCGCACACCGCCGAACACAAGCUGGACGAGCGGUGCCUCACCACCGAGUACUACGAGCCGCCCGCCGCCAUCUUGCACAUCCACGAGCGGGACGAUGGCCUGCUGAGGGGCUCCGCGCCCAGCGGAGUCUCCGGGGGCUCCAGCUCGGCGGGGGUGACCAGCGGCAGUAACUACCAGCCCCGUUCGCCACGCUAUCCGUUGGGGCUGCCAGUGGAGGAUUCAUUUGAGCGCGCAUCUAGUCAUUUUUAUCGGGUUCCUGGUAGCGGGGGUGGAACCCCCGACUCCGAGUACCUGAGAAGAUCCUACCACGCUGACGGACUGAGAGGUAGAACUCGGGACAGGCCUUACAGAAACGGAACCUACCCAACACACAACGAAAGUGGAACCCGCAGCUCUCAUCCCCAACAACACAGAGGGAGCAGCGGCGGUGGCAGUAGCUCGUGGAAUUACGACGGCGGCGGUGGAGCACGGUACGCCACCCCGCCGGACCCCAAUUUCCCCGAGGAAGGACCCACGAGACCCGCUGCGCCUUCUUCACCCGUUCAAUCCACCCCUCCUGGUGCCACCACUCCAUCCUCCCACAUCAAUUCUACCUCUGGCCGUGGCAGCAAGGGCAAACGCUCAAAGCACAAACGUCUUUCGAAGCCCAAAAUACUUGCGCUAGGCAGUGGUUCCGACUCGGACGCCCACAGCAGUGGCCGAGGCUCCCGUUCCCGAUCCUCGAGUCGCUCCAGCUGUAGCUCAAGUCACUCGAACGGAUCCUCCUCCUCAAGCUCGGAUUCAUCUCGGUCCCCCAGUUCCAGCAAGUCUUGUUCUCCUGGUAGCCGGUCACACCCUAGGUUCCUACAGUCUUCGGUCUCACACCACAACAGUGUCUCUUCACAUUCGUCCACUUACGCAGACGACCGCCGGCCACUGGCCAUCUGCGUGAGGAACUUACCAUCUAGGUCUAGUGAUACUAGUUUAAAAGACGGUUUAUACCAUGAGUACAAGAAGCAUGGGAAAGUGACGUGGGUCAAGGUUGUUGGCCAGGGCGGUGACCGUUACGCUUUGGUGUGUUUCAAAAAGCCUGAGGAUGUAGAGAAGGCGUUAGAGGUGUCUCAAGACAAGCAAUUUUUUGGAUGCAAAAUCGACGUGGCGCCUUACGAGGGGUUUGAUGUGGAUGACAAUGACUUCCGACCGUAUGAGGCAGAGCUCGAUGAGUUUCACCCAAAGGCCACGAGGACAUUGUUUAUCGGCAACUUGGAGAAGGACAUCACCGCAUCAGAAAUACGGAAGCACUUUGACCAAUUUGGUGAAAUUAUCGAGAUUGAUGUGAAGAAACAAGGCGCCGCUGCAUCCUACGCCUUUUGCCAGUAUGCUGACAUUGGUUCUGUUGUAAAGGCAAUUAGGAACAUGGAUGGAGAACACAUCGGCAACAACAGAAUAAAACUGGGCUUUGGAAAGUCAAUGCCCACAAGCUGUGUCUGGGUGGAUGGCAUCUCAGCAGAGACAGUGUCCGAAAAGUACCUGAAUAUGCAGUUCCAACAAUACGGCCAAAUUGCUAACAUAGCAUUGGAUAGAGAUAGGGGACAUGCCUUGGUGUUCUUUGAUCAGCUCACUUGUGCUCAAAUGGCCGUUAAGGAUAUGCGAGGGACACCGCUGAGGGGGCGAAAGUUGCAAGUCGACUUUGCCUCAAGAGAAUGCCAAGAAGCGUUCUACAGCCACUUGGAGAAACAAGGUGGCUCAGCGGAUAGACCUUGGGACAGGAGAUCGUCCAAUGCGUCUGAACCUGUAAUAUUCGAGCCAAGAGAAGUCAGUGUGGCCAGGCCAAGUCGAUACGAGAACAGCACGACACCUAGCACCAGACCUACCCCUAGGGGACAACACAGGGGAACAACUCCUGCCAAUCCCGCAACAUCUUCACGUUCAUCAUCAAGUAGAAGCGGUAGAUCUCAAAGUGGACGAUAUGAGAUUUACGAUGAAUUGCGAUUCAGGAAUGCUGAAGGAGCCCUUCCACCCGCGGGCCAUGAUGACAGUUAUGAACAAGAACUGCGGGACUAUGGCUACUCUCAACGCGAGAGACGUGAUUUUGAUGGUGAUCCAAGUCAAAACGCUUCCCCGUCCGCGUUUGAGGAAGAGCCGGGCUCAACGGCGAUGGGCUCGAUCGCGGCGCGAAGAAGCAGCCGGCAGAAGAGCACUGCUAGUGAACCCGCAGACCCCAGUCAGUCUCCACCAGCUAGACAAACUAGUCCGCCGUGUCGAGGAGACAAAGGCGGUCGAUACGUCAGCAGCAGGAUGCACUCGCUGUCGCCGAGCCCUAUUAGAGACCACUCGCCCGACAAAGAGGCGGGCAGUGAGAAAGACUCUGUCAGUGGUAGUGUUAAUAAAUCAUGUGAUCUCAGAGACCCUAGAAUUGAAGAUAGGUUAAAAGCAACAACAAGUGGUAAUAUUAGUGAGCUAGAAAGAACUACACGUGGCGGCAGGUACAAUGACAAAAGCAGUGAUUCGCUGGCGCUGCCACCGCCGAGUGCGCCAGAAAGUGAGAUGAAACACCUUCAGAAGGAGAGAGUGCACAUUCAGCAGUUGCUGGAGCAGCUCAGCGGGCCUGGCGGCGCCGCCGCCGAGUCGCACAGCUCCGGGGACGAGAGCAGCGCCGUGUCCAAGCGUCUAAAGAUCGGCAAACCAUUGGACAUGAUGGAAAAGCUGCGCAAGGUGGCCGCCGAACCCAGAAGACUGUCAGACUUGAAGGGGCGGAGGAUUUCCUCAGAGGGCUUCUACAAGGAGCACCACAGUCACGGCCCGCACUACAAUAUUCCAAAACGACGUAAGACUGAGAGUUCCUCUGAGAACGACUUCGGCGGCCACCACCACCACCACCACCAUCACCACCACCACCACCGAGACUCGUCAGACAGCAGCAGGCCUGGCACGCCUCUCUGCGACGAGCGACCGGUCGACCCACGCAAGCCGCGCGAUCGCCACCUCGAGGUCAUGAGUUUGCCGCUGCCGAGGUUUGCACAGCAGGUGCUGUCGUCGCGCACCUCAAGCACUGGUAAGGUGGUCUACACCAUCAAGUCACCGCCGCCGGCUUCUAUCCACCCAAACAAACACCGAGACUCGACCUCAUCAGUCACCUCAACGUCCUCGGCAAAGAUGGUGGAAGAGAGGCGGCCGUCGGCCUCCUCGGACACGCCGGCAGCCACGCUAGGCGAGGUCAGCAGCCCGAGCAUGGUACCGUCGUCGCCUCGGCAGGAUGAGUCUUGCGACUCAGAGGAGGACACGUCCAAAGAUUUGUCCACCUUGGAUGAGCGGAUUCGUAUUCUUGACGAGAAGUACGAAAAAUGGUCUGGCACGAGAACGCUGACGGCAACCACCGCCACGCCGGAGACCCUCCAGAAGAUCGAGGCUGAGAAACUGAAGCUGCGCACCAAGCUGCUUGAUCUACACGAAAUCGGCAGCCAGCCCUCCGACAUUGUCAAGAGCGUGCUAGCCAAGCGGAGUGUCUUCGACGAGGACACAAAACGCUUGGAAAACUAUAACGAGAAAUACGAGCCCAAGGAGUUCUCAGCCACGGCGUCACCCUCGUGGACGGCUAAGAGCCUCUCCUCGUUCCACACGUUGAAGACUGAGCCAAAAGAAGUUAUGUCCUGGAGUGGUUGCGGCGGCAAGCCGACCAACGCGACAGUGCCGAGUCCGGUGACGUCACCAAAGUCCAUCCUGCGGUCUGUGGCGCCACCGGUUACACUACCAGUCGCCAAAGCUGCUACCGUCGUCAAGCCGCUGCCCAAAACGACGACGAUGAGCGUGGCUGCUCCACUAGCCGCGGCGGCCACACCCGCCGCAAGCCUCACCUCUCCGUCGGUGUCGUCGCCCAAGGGGCUUCAGUACCCCUUUCCGAGUCACCCGCCAGCGCCGUCAAGCCCUCCGCCAGCUCAGACAAUGGUGUCAGCUGCCGCCUUGACCACCACCGCGGCCUGCACGUCGUCUACGUCGACGGCCGCCGUUUCCUUGGUGACUGCCUCACAAUUGCUCACGUCCCCACCUGUGAGGAACAGUCUGAUCACUUGCCAGCCCCCUCUCUCCAGCCCAGUACAAUCUGCCAGUCCUGCGGUCAGCAUCGUGGCUACCGAGCUGACGGCUUCGGCCGCGGACUGGUCCUCAAGACUUGAAGUCAGCAGUGGUAAGGACACAGCCGGCAGCAACAACAACAUUCCGCAGAGAUCAUCUCCAAGUAGUACGUACCUGCCAACACCGCCACCUUCUGUGUGUAGUUCGCCCUCAGUUUCCUCUGUCUCAAGCAUAGCGAUGACUUCAGCCAAAAGCAGUCCGCCCCCAUCAUCAGAUGUCAUAUCUAUGUUUGCAGGGAGCCAAGUUUCACCCGACGUGCGCGCAGUGUCUCCACCCCCUCGCGCACCAUCACCACCCGUGCAAUCGACAGCGCCUCAGCCUGUUGUGCCAAUUGCUGUGGAAGCCACCUCGAGUUCUUCGCUACCUGGCCUCGACAAAGAAUCUUCCAUAUCACCUGCUCGAGCCUCUCCUGAAUCUGAUCUGGUCCCAGCUGUCCCUGUUAAACAACAACAAGCCCAGCCUCAGCCGCCCAUCAGUAAACCUGUGCCAAAGAAAGAGAUGUGCAACGCUGUCAGCAAGGAGAGUGCGUCUAAUUCCACGAGCAACAAGUCCAAAAAGGAGUCCUCCUCAAGCAGUUGCUCAUCCUCAAGUAGCAGCACCAGCAGCACGAAAAGUGAUAAGGACAAAGAGCACUCGAGCAGACACAGCAGCAGCAGUAGCAGCAAGAAAGAGCACAUCUCCAAAAAGGAAGGUGGCAGCAGUGCCAACUCCUCAGUGUCCUCAUCUCACAAACACAAGCAUUCAGAACACAAGAAGGAAGCCCAGAGCAAAGAUAAUUUGGAGCGCAAGGACAGUUCUGAGGGAGAGAAGAAAAAGGACAAAAGGGACUCCAGCAAAGAGCCAAAUAAGUCUGUCUCGAUAAAGUCACUCAGCGUACCUGCUGCUGUAGGCAAUAAGAGGCGUGUCAGCUCUCAAGAUAGUUUGGAGAGCAACACCAGCAGCACGCAACGGUCAUCCACAACCAGCAAGGAGGCCUCGCUUGAACCGGAGGGAAAGAAACCGAAAUUGUCACCCUCAGUUGAAAAUAGCAAGCUGGCAAAGAAAAUUUUCGACAGGCGAGAAUCCAAAGACUUGUCCAAAGACUUGUCCAAAGACGUGUCCAAAGACUUGUCUAAAGACGUGUCCAAAGACUUGUCUAAAGACGUGUCCAAAGACUUGUCUAAAGACGUGUCCAAAGACUCAUCCAAAGACUUGUCAAAAGAGGCAUCCAAAAAGCUGGAAGUUAAGAAAGUUGAGGAGAAGAAAGCAGAAAAGAAACACGAGCGCAAGUCUGAGGAAAAGAAGCACGACCAAAAGAGCAGCAGCAGCAGCAGCAGUAGCCGCAGCAGUCAGGACCACCGCUCAAAAGAUCACGAGAAGCUUAAAAAGAAAUCCAGGUCAGAUAAAGAGCCAUCUUUUUCUUCUUCAAAGAAGGAGGAAAAGCCUCAGCAGUCUCCAGUCAAGUCUAAAGAAGAUGAUGAGGAUGAUCCUAAUCAUAAAUACAAACCUAAAAAGGACUCGAAAGACAAAGAGCGGAAACACCACAGCUCUGAGCCGUCCAAAAAGGAAAAGCGGCCGGACAGACCUGAGCGAUCUGACCGAUCGGAAAGAAGCGAUAGGUCUGAAAGGUCCGAAAAACGAAAAGACUAUGAUCCUACAAAAUCGAUGAAAAAGAAGGAAAAGGCAAAGAAAAUUGAAUCAGACAGUGAGACUGAAUUCAGUGAUGGGGGCCGUCCAAAGCAACACUCAAUCUUUGAUAUUGUUGAUGAGGGGCCUGUCUACAUUUCCAUGUAUGACAAGGUGAAGGCCAGGUCCACCAAGAACAUGCAGAAACAGGAGGAGGAAAAGCGACAAAAGAAAAAGAUAAACAAGAAAUUCGAUCAGCUAAAGCAGUCCAGAGCAAAGCGUGAGGAGAAAAAGAGGUCCACGUCGUGGGACGAAGACUCUGACUCUGACUUGGAUCACGAAAAGAAAAAGAAGUCAAUGAUGCUUACGUUUUCAAGCUCUAGUGAAGAUGACAGUGGCAAACCUAAGAAAUCCCCACUCAGUGAUAUCUCCAAUUCUGCAUCUGAAGAUGAGCAGCAGGCAAAGAAAGAGAAACGACGCUCAAGAGGCUCUGACAUCAGUGAUGAUGAUGGUCUAGUCAGGAGCAAGUUCAUUUUAGGCUCCAGGAAGGCUUUCAAGCCCAAAAUUACGUCAGACACGUCCGAUUUUGAGGACAUGCAGCAGCUUCAAAAGACUGCCAGCAAGCCUCUGUGUUCGUUCAACAUUUACACAGAUAGUGAAACUGAAGACGUGAAGCCCAAGAGCCCAUUUAUCAAAGCAAAGUCCAGAGAGAGGUUUGACUCUUCAGCUGACGAAGCUAAAAUUGACCGCAGCAGAAGAAAAAGUUCAGAGCAUGAGAUCCCAGCUAAGCUGCAUAAGAAAAAACAGAAGAAACUUUCGGCGAGCAAGAAGAACUCAAUCAGUACUGAGCGCCUUUCAGAGCUGGACAUCGACCAGGUCGAAGUGCGGUUGGAGCGUCUCGACGAGAGCAGAAUUAAAAUGGAAACUUCUCCUACCCCACUGUCGGAGCACAACAAAAAGCACCAGUCCAAGCGGGAGAGGAAGCGCUCAGGGCACAAAAGCGUGGACAAAAAAGAACAGGUUAAGGACGAUAAGACCAAAAAGAAGAAGCACAAGAAAGAGUCGCUCAUCAAGGACUCCAGCAAGAUGGAGGACAUUUUCGGCCCUCUCUCGGACAACUCUGACGACGAGAUUCAAGCUUAUUCAAAGCCGAACAACAACAACGAACCGGCAAAGAGGCUCACCGUCUCUCAAGUGUUCGCUUCCGAUUCUGACUCCAACAUGGAUGCAGUCGUUCCUCCUCCUCCGCCGCCGCCUCCACCACCACCUCCUCCACAGCCUGCGACUAUCAAGGAAGAGCCCAUGCCGGAGGUUGAGUCUAACAACAUUGAGGAGCGAAGGCACUCUGAGGAGAAGAAGCAAAAGAAAAAGGAGAAAAAGAGCAAAGAUAAGAAGCGUGACAAGCAGAGAGAGGAGUUUAAAAUCAAGACCGAACGCAUUGAUGACUCUUACGAGGAGACAAGCCGCAGUCUUGAGCCCAAGAUUGUUGAAAACUCAAUUGAAGAGGUGAAACCAAAUGAUUCGGACGUGUUCCGAUUCACUGACGACGAGAGUGUGGAGUCGAUUGGGAAAGUCAAAAAGAAGAAGAGGAAGAAGUCCAAAGACGAAAAAUCCAGGCACAGGGACGAGCACAAGUACAAAUCAACUUCCGAGGACAGACCAAAGAGUCCAAAGAAGAAAGAUAGCAUUCCUCCGCAAGAGGCGAGCACCAAGCCCAACAAGCACCUCCCUGAACCUGAUCCAUUCGACGAAGUCUCUUCUCCAACGCAGAGGAAAAAGGCAGACAAAUUUAUUCCUGGCUUUGGAAAAGAGCACAACGAAAGUUUCCACGAUGACGCAAUUAAGAGCAUUCCCAAGUUCGAGCAAGAGCCAAAAGCACCUGAACCUGAAGAGCCUCUGCCCGUCGUUGAGCCGCCGCCGCCGCCGCCUCCUCCCCCUGCUCCACCUGUACCUGAAGAAAGGGAGGAGAAACCUAGAACUGUCAUUUCGCAAGAAGAGACUGAGGAUGCUGUGGCUGCCUUGCUUGGAGAGACCUUUGACUACAGGCGGUUCAGCGACGAAGGCGAGCCUCCCAUAAUUGAGCCAAGUCCACCUAUGCUCACUCAGGAGGAUGUCACGAACGAAGAAUCGCACUCGGAAAUCCAGCAAGCAGUGGAGAGCCUCCAGUGCGUGAUGCCUGGCCAACUGACUCCUCCGUCUGAAAAGGAAAAGUGGAAGUCGCCACCCGAAUCUGCCAAGAAAGACGAGGAGCGGCCCGAGACUCCGCAGUCCGAACACGACCUGCAGAUCGAUGAAGAGGCGCACAGUGAUGACGAGGAUGGCCUCCGCUACCCUGGUCUCAGGUUUGACGAACCUCCGAAGACACCUGACAUUAAUCUGCCUCCGAAAACACCUGAGUUGGCACCCAGAACUCCUGACAUCGACUUUUCCAGGCCGCCUAAGACGCCCGAUUUCCCUGCAGCCUACUACCAGCAGCAGCAGGAGAAAGAGCGGCAAAAGGUGGUGCUGAGCGACUUCAACAGCAAGCUGGCUGCUGAGGAUGACUCGUCCCUCAUGUACCCUGACAUCAACAAGCAGAUCUCUGACUUUGUCAAGUCGAACAUCCUUGAUGAUAAGUCGCAGUCUUCACCUCCAAGGGAGGAAGAACGCGCGUUCAGCAUAGUCACUGAGCAGAAGGAGAAGGACGAUGCUGCUGCAGCUGCUGUGGCAGCGGCAGCCGAGGAGCAGCAGAGGCUGCCUCCAGUCGUGGUUGAAGAGCCACCAAAGACGCCAGAAAAAGAGGCCGCACCAAAGGAGGAAGUGCAGCAAGCCAAACCUGCCGUGGAGCAGCCUCUCAAAGUCACCACACCAAUCGUUAAGAAGGUUGAUGUACCUGUCAUCCGAGAUCUCGCAAGCCAAAUGCUUCCAAAGCCAGACCCACCAAAAGUGGUGGAAACCAAGUCCCCGGUUGUGGAAGAAGCACCUCCUCCUCCACCGCCACCACCACCACCACCUCCCCCAUCAGUACCAGCACCAGCUUCACCAAAACCUGUCAUUGUCAAUGUCAAAGAACCAGUUGUUGAGCGUGAGGUUACUCCAGUUCGCGAUGAACCAAUCAAGGCAGAGGUCACCCCUGAAGAGAUCAAGAGCGAUGGUUCGGAGCUGCUUUCUCCUGACUCCAAAAUGGGUUCGCCUUGUCAGGAUGAAAUCACCACUAGGUCUCGCCGCGGAGGCCGUGGUCGUCGUGGCAGCAGAGGAGGAAUUUCCACUAGAAGAUCGGCUAGAGGGUGUGGUGGUCGAGCCGGAAGAGACGGCAGUGCCGAUGUCAUUGUCACACCCGAGGCCAAGGAGAAGCAGGAGAGCGAAGCGGAAGAACAUUCUGACGAGCAUAAGGAGGAGACCAAGGGCAGGAAGCCGCGCAAGGGAAGGAGGAAGAAGGUGGAAAGCGAGUCUGAAGAUAAGACCAAAACACGCACCACCUCAGAAUGCACCGACAUCUAUGAAUUCCAUGACUCGGAGGACGAUGAGUUCCAGAUCGAAACAAAGAGCGUGUCUGGUCUGUCCCCGAUCAAAGUUGAGGAGAAGCAGCAGCCUGUCGAGCCUCCUCCGCAGGAGGUGCCAACAGCGCCCGCCGUGGUUGAGGAAAAGGUUGAUGACCUGGACGAAAGCCACAGUGACGUGCACUCGGAGCACCUUCCCUCUGAAGGCGAAUCCAAACUACUGCAGCCUCCUCUGUCUAACAUGGCCAACGUGCGAUCUCCACCUGCAACAAGAAAGUCGCGCCGCCUCCUAGAGAAGGAUACCAGCCGCAACACAGUGGACGAUGUAAUCGAGGAGGUGGUCAAGGGCAACUUCAAGCUCGAAGACCUGAUUGAGGAAUGCAGAAGCCCGUUGAAGAAGCAACUACCCCUUGCCAAGUUCAGAGAAGAAGAAGAGAAAAAGGUCGUCAAGGCAAUCAAGGUUGGAUUGGUUAAAGCUGAGGAGGAAGCGGAAAAGGAGGCGGAGGAGAAGCCAGUUGCGUUGUGCACGCCAGUAGUUUUGCCACCCAAAAUUUCGCCACCUCUGCCGACAAAGAUCAUUGAGCCAGUGAAAGUUAACAACGUGGUUCAGCAGACUAGUCUCCUGCAUGUCAAGACAGGAGACAAGCCUGAAGAGCCGACCACCCUCAUCGAUCCUGUCACCGGAGAGCUCAUGCCAAUGCGCGAGUCUGAGGAGGGACAGUACAUCCCGGUCACAUCUUCAGGUGGCGUUCUUGUCAUGAAUUCGGCUGGAGGAUUGCUGCACAGACAGUCACAGCUUGCCAGACUUCCACCUGGUGCCAGAAUAAAUGCCGUGGCAGCUCCUCCAGUGUGUCCACCUCUGAAUGUUCCAAAGCCAGCUGCGGCUCCGUCAAAGACAGUGGUGGCGCCUGCCCCAAAGCCGGUAGUGCCGCAAGCACCACCGCCAUCGGUGCAGCAAGCCCCCACACCUUUGGUCGCAAAAGCCCAGCAACCGCCAACUGCUCCAAGCCCAAUCAGUUCUAUGCCAAGUGUAGUGAUCGCGGCUCCAGUGUCAUCCGCUGCAGUCAGAGCACCACCAAGCACUCCUUCCAGGAUUGUAACUGCUCCAACGCAACAGGCACCGCCUGUUUCUCAAAGCGUCGUCAAAGUCAUGACCUCAGCUCCGCCAGCACCGCCGCCUUCCACUAUCACAGUUGCAAAGGUACAACAGCCUCCAAUGGCUCACCCUCAGACUGCACCCCUCACGCCCAGAGGCUAUCUUCCACCCUCCGAGGGCAGACCAGCCGCGUACCCUCCGUGGCCGCCCACGUCGGCGCCAGUGUCAGUUGUUCAGUCAACGCCUCCACUGCCCCACCCAUCGGUCAUCACGGCCGGGGCGAGGGGUGUCGAAUUGCUGCGGCCGGCUCACAUGGGCCCAGCCAACGCCCCGACGCCGCCCGCUGCCCACCUGACACCUGCCCACUCGAGAAUGGUCACCAUGGCGAGCUCUCCACCAGCCAGGAUGACGGUGACCUCUUCACCUCCGGUGCAGAGGUCCCUGACCAUCACACCGUCCUCGUCACCUGGGCUCUCGCACAGCAAGAUUUCGCCACUGCCGCCAGGUCGACAGCCAGUGGCUAAGCCAAUUCCUUCACAGAUUCCCUUAGCCCACUCAAGCAGCCACCCAACUUCGGUGCUGGAGCCAGUGACAAAACCUAUGCCUGGCACGGUGCCAUACCAUCCUCUACCAGCCCAUUCAGGCGCGCCGCAAUUCUCGCCGAGCUACCGGCAAGCUGAGCCGCUGAAGGUGACCAAGGACAAGAAGCCAGAGUCUAAGGACGAAUUGCCCCUGUCGAUGCUUCCGCCGCGGUUGCGUGUAGCCGCCACCGCCCGCUCCGUCACGCUACCCGGCGCCAGCAGCAUGGCCACUGAGCCACCCAAAGUGGACGUUAGCAUCAGCGGCUGCAUUGUUGCCAACCAGCAGCAGCAGCAACAGGCACCAUCGCCAGCAGCUAGAAGCAGCAGCCGCGAGUCGCCCCUGGCAAGACCACUGCUCGCCCACCCGCAGGUGCUGCAGGCAGGCUUGCCAAUCCCUGCCUACGAGGCGUCGCUGCAACAACACGCCGUCGAGCCGCCGGUCACGGCCAGCGGGGGCUCGGCCUCCACUUAUUACGCGCCUCAGCCGUCCCUGCCCCCGCCCACGCACCACCUGACCUCAGGCCAAGUGAUUGAGCGGGUGAGGAAUAGACCAGCCGCAGGUUCGAGGCCCCUUUCGCCGCCGCCCGCCCACCAACAGGGUGAGGUUCGAGUGCCACCAGAGCACGUGGCCUACGGUGGCAUCGCCCACCACCACCUGAGACCUGGGGCCAGCGCCCCGAGGGACCUGUACCUUGUGCAUCAACACCAAAUGAUUUACCACCAGCAACUGAUGAGGGCUCAGCAGGAGCACAAUGUCAUGCCUCACCACUACCACCACCUACCACCUGGCGCAGUUCGUUCACCGGCCAUUCCAGGGUUGGAGACGCAGAAAGCCGACCAGCCGGAAGCAGGCGGCGAAGCCAUGGGAGUGCACAGUCCACCGCUGGAGCUGCGGCGGCCAGCGAGCCGCGGCACGAGGCACGGCCCAGUGCCGUCGGCGCACCUGCUGUCGCCGCACGACCGCAGCACCGACUCUCCGCAGGUGGCCACCGUUUACGGCGGCCAGCGGCUGAUACACCACCUUGUCGACGAGCGCGGCGUGCUGCCCCCGCGGCCCAUCGCCCUCCCGAGCCACCUCAAUCAGCAAUACUUAAUGUACGAGGAAGAUUAUAACAGACACGAGCCGCCCCCAGCGCACCAUCGCAUGCCUCCAGCAGGGGCUGGCCACACAAGGGUGCACCCCAUCCCCGCUGCCGAGGCUCCGCCGACCGUGUCCACCCUCUCUACUCCUCUCAUGCAGACGAGUCAACCCCACGAACUAUUUGAACGUUAUCCAAUUGUAUGGCAAGGCACGCUGAGCUUGAAGAACGACGUUGCCAACGUGCAAAUGCACUUUGUCCACGGCAGCAAGUUCAUCGCCAAAGACUCUUUGCCGCGGAAUGAGGGCAGCAAUGCCGCCAUACUCAAAAUCGCCCAGAGAAUGAGGCUCGAGACCAGCCAACUCGAAGGCGUCACACGAAAGAUCCAGGCUGACAAGGAGCACUGUGUGCUGCUCGCGCUGCCGUGCGGCGCCAACGAGGACGACAUCAUCGUGCAGACCAGCAGUCUCUAUGGCGGAUUCCAUAACUACCUGACCCAGAAGUCUGCUGCGGGCAUAGUCAAUACACAGAGCCAAGAAAACCCGCAAGCAACUCACUCAUAUGUGGUGCACAUCUUCCCGAGCUGUAAGUACGCCACCGACCAAUUGGGCCUGAUCGCGCCGGACCUGAUGAGCCGCGUCAAGAACAUCUCUCACCUGAUGAUCGUGGUGGCCACCAACACUUAACUCGCUCACAAACACGACAAACACUUGGAACUGUUUGUCACUCGGACCCGUAAGACUCGAUCAAGCGCAGCUAGCUAACGUGGCCGAUGGUAUCCGCGGCUGAUUGUGCUCUCACUAUCUUGCUCACACUCACUCACUAUUGUUCGAUGUUGGUUUUUUGGGUGUUGAGAACACGAGAGAGCGAACGCACGGGUGCCUAGCAUCUCGAGUAUCCAGUCACGUAAACACACACACACACACGCUAAUGCUGAGUGUAAAACAGAAAAGAAGCUUCCAUCACCUCUCUAUCUUUGCGAAGGCAUAAGUUAAUAAUGGUUAUUAUUACAAUAGAGAUAAAGGCAAAAGUAUAAUGAUAAAAAUUGUUAUUCUUCAAAAAGAACACACCGACACUGAAAAGAACACACACACUCACUCACAUGAUAAUAUCCAAUAUUAUUAGGCCUACUCUCGUCAUCAAAGUACUACUACUGCUACUACCACUUUAUUAUGUAACAGACACUGAUGUUAAGGAGCAAGAACUUAUUUUUAUAUGUCUCUUAUAUUUUUUUGGAUUCUCUUUCUGUUGGUUCUCUGCUGUCACACGUGAGUGCAAAGCACAAGAUCAGUGGAUUGAUCAUUUCUGUUCUUUCGUUGACGAUGGUUAUACUCGGGAGUCACACACUGUUGAACGUCAUUUGAUUUACUAAUUUAUUUAUUUAGUACGUAAGAACAUGACUUAAUUAGUUUACUUUUGGAAAACUCGAUGGAUAAUGCAAUGCAAAACUCUGAAGUCCCUGUCUAUCUAUCUCUACGAGAAAAAAUAAUACUAAUUAUGAUAAUAAUCAUAAAUUAUUAUAAUUAUUAAAGAAUGCAUCAAACAUUGUACUACUUAAGGCAAAGAAAAACUAUUACCACUUGUUGUUGCUGUAAAAAAACCCACCUCUUUAAGAAAAGCAAAUUAUAUGGAAAAGCGAAAACACUAAAAAAAUCCCUGUCGCCUAAUUAUUAAUAAGCACUUGUAAAUUUUGUAUAUAGCAUAUAGAUCUAUGAAAGAAAAUAAAUAAUUAAUAAAAUAUAAUUCGCAAUUGA
This is a messenger RNA of Cloeon dipterum, 14250 nucleotides long. It is a transcript of the gene spen, whose product is annotated as split ends. The record is from RefSeq and is a predicted model, not a curated record. Gene Ontology annotation, biological process: regulation of transcription by RNA polymerase II. Gene Ontology annotation, cellular component: nucleus. Bases 325 to 13182 code for a protein of 4285 amino acids. NCBI's taxonomy places the organism in Eukaryota, Metazoa, Arthropoda, Insecta, Ephemeroptera, Baetidae. The transcript has 21 exons. Gene Ontology annotation, molecular function: mRNA binding.